GCCCUUCUGUUGUUUCUCCUUCUUGUUCUGUUGCAUCAUUGAGGUCCAACGCCGCUACUCCUGCCGCUUCUCGUCCUCGUGCUUCAAUAUCAGACGUUGUGAGGAGAACACCUUCAGCUUCAUCCAUCUCUUCGACUUCAGUUCCUACGCGGCAGUCUACUUCAAUCACAUCCAUUCGAGUCGGACCUUCAAGAGCUCAGCACUACCUUACAACAAAAUCAUGACGAACACUCACUGGUCCUUAUUCUCCUCGUCCUCCAAGCCAGAUGCACAAUUUCUUCAAUUCUGCGCAAACACCACUGUCUCAACAAACUCCUACUCCUUGUGGUCAGCGCACCCCUCUUGCCGAUAUCUCCUUCGAUGCCACACCCGUCAUAUACGACAAGCUCCGUAAAAUUCUGGAUGGGCAAGAGUCUGUCAAACUAUACCUGGAAUUCUUGAAGCGCAACAAUAAGGUAGUAGAUAUGCUGGUUCUGAGGAACACAAAAGACAUUCUCGAGGCCCAGACGUCUAUAUAUCAUACCGCGCCGGUCACUCUGCAGAACACCUUCAUGCACGCUGGAACAACUUCCGAUGUGUUCCUUCACGAAAACCUUGAAUGGCUCGGUUUAGCAUCUAACUGGGCCAAGUUCUCUACGACCGCCACCCUCGGUGUCAUUCACAAGGGUUAUUUCGAAGAGGGGAUGAACAUUCUUGGCCCAUACCUCCCCCAAGCAGGAGGAGAAAGCCAGAUCCAAGGGGCCGCCUUCUCAGAGGGUGGUGCUCUUUAUGCUCUUGGCUUGAUCAACGCUGGCUGUAGUAGAGGCCAACCCGUCGAGAACUACCUACACGAGACCAUGAAAACCGCUCAUGGCGAGGUUGUGCAGCACGUCCUGCAGAAAGCUCUCUUUCGGAUGACGAUGAUGAGGAGGACAACGCUGCCACCGGGCAACAUUUCUCCUUCCCAGAUCUAGAUGAGCAGAUAAGACAGACCAUCAAAGAAUACGGCGCAGUCUUCCCCAAGCUUAAUUUUUCUUCACCCAAGGACGCAUCAUGGGUACUAUCUCCAUCCUCGCCUCUUAAAUGCACAUCUCCAUCAGACAU
Molecule: messenger RNA, 1083 nt
Organism: Suillus clintonianus
Lineage: Eukaryota; Fungi; Basidiomycota; Agaricomycetes; Boletales; Suillaceae
Exons: 4
Coding region: 267-953 (228 amino acids)
Biological process (GO): proteasome-mediated ubiquitin-dependent protein catabolic process
Cellular component (GO): proteasome regulatory particle, base subcomplex; proteasome storage granule; nucleus
Source: RefSeq, a predicted model, not a curated record